Amphimedon queenslandica is the source of this 385-nucleotide messenger RNA. Its product is annotated as UPF0184 protein C9orf16-like. The transcript is spliced from 2 exons. NCBI's taxonomy places the organism in Eukaryota, Metazoa, Porifera, Demospongiae, Haplosclerida, Niphatidae. The coding region runs from base 50 to 286 and encodes 78 amino acids. The record is from RefSeq and is a predicted model, not a curated record.
AAAUGAGCCACGCCCAACGAAACCCCGCCCAUUUUAUUGCAUAUACAAAAUGAAUGGUAGUGAGAAUUAUGAAGAAGAGGCUGAAAAUUUCGUUGAAGAGUAUGAUCUGCUGGACAAGCAGCUAGACUCUCUGGACUCUGCCCUGACUGUGUUGGAGGAGAGAAGAGAUCACCUUCAUGAAGAGAUUAAGAAAUUAGUGGAAGAAGCCAAAGAGGCUAGACUAGAGCAAGAGAAGGAGCAAGGAAAGGCUAGUGAAGAGUCUGAAUCUAAGCCAAAAGACUCAUAACAGAAUAGCAGAGCUUAAUAAUUGAUCUAUUAUACCUACUGUGUGUGUCAAGUGUACAAAUUCAUUGUCAGAUUUGUAGUCUAUUCAUAUUUGGUGCAU